This is a messenger RNA of Poecile atricapillus (Black-capped chickadee), 300 nucleotides long. Its product is annotated as pro-glucagon-like. The record is from RefSeq and is a predicted model, not a curated record. Gene Ontology annotation, molecular function: glucagon receptor binding; hormone activity. The transcript is spliced from 2 exons. Lineage: Eukaryota; Metazoa; Chordata; Aves; Passeriformes; Paridae. Gene Ontology annotation, biological process: positive regulation of insulin secretion involved in cellular response to glucose stimulus; adenylate cyclase-modulating G protein-coupled receptor signaling pathway; negative regulation of apoptotic process. Gene Ontology annotation, cellular component: extracellular region. Bases 1 to 300 code for a protein of 99 amino acids.
AUGGUGCGGUGGCUCUACCUGUCCGGGCUGGUGUUUGCUGUGCUCAUCCCGGCCGGAUGGCAGGUGUCUCCCGAGGACUUGGAGGACCUGUCCAGGUGGAAGUUGUUUGGACCCCAGAACUCCCAGAGCUUCCCGUCCCACAUCAAGCGACACUCAGAGGGGACCUUCACGAGUGACUUCACGCGGUACCUGGACAGGAUGAAGGCCAAGGACUUCGUGCAUUGGCUCAUCAACACAAAGAGGUGCCUGGAACAGGGAGGGAUUGUGCUGGGAAACAACCACCCACCACCCCAGUCCUGA